Molecule: messenger RNA, 828 nt
Organism: Talaromyces amestolkiae
Lineage: Eukaryota; Fungi; Ascomycota; Eurotiomycetes; Eurotiales; Trichocomaceae
Exons: 2
Coding region: 1-828 (275 amino acids)
Molecular function (GO): oxidoreductase activity
Source: RefSeq, a predicted model, not a curated record
AUGGUGGCCCCAAGUAACAACACAAAUGGCAACGUUGAUCAUGCUACGCCUCGCACUCUUGUUGGCAAAGUAGCCCUUGUCACCGGAGGUGGACGCGGUAUUGGCGCUGGUAUCGCCCUUGAACUUGCCAAAAGAGGCGCAUAUGUAGCUAUCAAUUACUCGUCCAGUGCAAGCUCUGCGAACCAAGUCAUUCAAUCCAUUGAGGCCGAGGGCUCUCGCGGCGCUGCUUUCCAAGCCGACAUCACCAAAAUCGAUGAAAUCGAGAACUUGUUCAGCAGUGUGCAGAGAUACUUUGGACGAAUUGACAUCGUUGUCUCUAAUGCAGGUGUCGAAAAGUUCAAACCCCUAAGCGAAACAACCUUGGAAGAUUUCAACGAAGUUUUCAACAUCAACACCCGCGGUCAGUUUUUUGUCACCAAAACUGCCCACAAGUACAUUCAGGAGGGCGGCCGUGUGAUUUUGAUGUCUUCCAUUGCUGCCGGUGUCAGUGUCCCCGGUCAUGCUCUGUACGCCGGUAGCAAGUCGGCAGUCGAAGGCUUCACACGCUGUUUCUCUGCUGAUUUCAGCGAGAAGCGUUGCACUGUGAACGCUAUUGCACCGGCUGGCAUCAAGAGCGAUAUGUGGUUGGCGAACUCUUGGCGAUAUGCUCCUGGUUGUGAUAAAACGUCCUCGCUAGAGGAAAUCGAAGCGGCUUUGGCGAACGGCAGUCCCCUGAAGAGAUGUGGUGUUCCCGCCGACAUUGGUCGGGUUGUUUCUUUCCUAGCCAGCCAGGAUGGUGAAUGGAUCAAUGGACAAAUCAUUCCAGUUAACGGAGGGGCCAACAUUUGA